GGCGGCUCUCGGCAGCGCGGCGGCGGCGAAGAUGGUGGCGGCUCCGUGCGCCCGGCGGCUGGCGAGGCGCUCCCGCUCGGCGCUGGUGGCGGCGCUCACCGUGCUGCUGCUGCAGACCCUCCUCGUCUGGAAUUUCACCUCCCUCGACGCCGGCGAGGAGCAGCGCGGCGCCUCCGGCCGCGAGAAGCGGGACCGCGGCGGCACCGCCGCCGGCAGCGAGCACCGCGCGCAGCCGCACCGCCGCGGGGCCGGCGCCGUGCACGGGAAGGCGAUGGAUGGCUAUUUUUCCCACCGACCGAAAGAGAAAACGCGAACAGACAGCAAUAAUGAAAAUUCAGUCCCCAAGGACUUUGAAAAUAUUGAUAACAGUAACUUUGCUCCCAGGACUCAGAGGCAAAAACACCAGUCUGAGCUGGUGAAAAAGCCUCUUAGCAAGCAAAAGGAGCAUUUGAGAAAGAAGCUGGAAGAGGAGAAGGUGAAGGAGAACUCGCUGCUGGGGAAGAGCUCCAAUGAGGUGGUGCAGUUGGGUGAUAAGCCCGGAAAGAACAGCAGCGACAGCAACCUGAAGGACAUGCACACGUCUCCCAGACAGCAGCCUCUGAAAAAAACUGGAAGCAGCUCUCCUGAGCUGAGGUACGACCAGCCGCCCAAGUGCGAGGUAACGGGCAAAGAGGCAAUCUCAGCCAUGUCCCGGGCAAAGUCUAAGCAGUGUCGCCAGGAGAUCGCGGACGCGUACUGUCAGCACAAGCACGGGAAGCUGAUGCCAGAGAAGGUGACACGUUUCUGUACGCUGGAGGGAAAAGCCAACAACAAUGUACAGUGGGAUGAGGACUCCGUAGAGUACAUGCCAGCCAAUCCAGUCAGGAUCGCAUUUGUCUUGGUUGUUCAUGGCAGAGCUUCUCGGCAGCUCCAGCGCAUGUUUAAGGCUAUUUACCAUAAAGACCAUUUUUAUUACAUUCAUGUUGACAAGCGAUCCAAUUACUUACACCGGCAAGUGCUCCAGUUUGCUAACCAGUACCCAAAUGUGAGAGUCACUUCUUGGAGAAUGGCAACUAUCUGGGGAGGAGCAAGUCUUCUGUCCACCUACCUGCAGAGCAUGAGGGACUUAAUGGAGAUGAAUGACUGGCCAUGGGAUUUCUUCAUUAACCUCAGCGCCGCCGACUACCCAAUCAGAACGAACGACCAGCUCGUAGCAUUCCUGUCCAGAUACCGCGAUAUGAACUUCUUGAAGUCACACGGGAGGGACAACGCAAGAUUCAUUAGGAAACAGGGACUGGACCGGCUCUUCCUGGAGUGCGACACGCACAUGUGGCGCCUGGGGGACAGGAAGAUCCCCGAGGGCAUCGCCGUCGAUGGAGGGUCGGACUGGUUUCUCCUCAACAGGAAGUUUGUGGAGUAUGUCACUUUUUCCAACGAUGACCUCGUAACAAAGAUGAAGAGGUUUUAUUCUUACACGUUGCUGCCUGCUGAGUCUUUCUUUCACACUGUUCUGGAAAACAGCCUGUACUGUGACUCCAUGGUGGACAACAAUCUGCGCAUCACAAACUGGAACCGUAAACUUGGUUGCAAGUGUCAGUACAAGCACAUUGUUGACUGGUGUGGCUGUUCGCCCAAUGACUUCAAACCAGCAGACUUCCACAGAUUCCAGCAGACUGCCAGGCCAACUUUCUUUGCCCGCAAAUUUGAAGCUGUGGUGAACCAGGAGAUAAUCGGCCAGCUGGACUAUUACCUGUACGGCAACUACCCGCCCGGCACGCCUGGCCUCCGCUCCUACUGGGAGAACGUGUACGACGAGCCCGAUGGCGUGCACACCCUCAGCGACGUCGCGCUCACCAUGUACCACGCGUUCAUCCGCCUGGGCCUGCGCAGAGCAGAGACCUCGUUUCACUCCGCUGGGGACAACAGCUGCCGAUACUAUCCCAUGGGCCACCCGGUUUCUGUCCACCUUUACUUCCUUGCUGACCGUUUCCAAGGUUUCCUCAUCAGACACCACGCCACCAACCUGGCUGUUAGUAAACUAGAGACUUUGGAAACAUGGGUGAUGCCGAAGAAAGUCUUCAAGAUUGCAAGUCCACCCAGUGAUUUUGGAAGAUUGCAGUUCUCAGAGAUUGGCACGGAGUGGGACGCCAAGGAAAGGCUUUUCCGGAAUUUCGGAGGACUGCUCGGGCCGACAGACGAGCCAGUUGGCAUGCAGAAAUGGGGAAAAGGCCCCAACGUCACCGUUACUGUCAUCUGGGUGGAUCCAGUCAACGUAAUAGCAGCGACGUACGAUAUUCUCAUUGAAUCCAGCGCAGAAUUCACUCACUACAAACCGCCCCUGAAUUUGCCCCUGAGACCUGGUGUCUGGACAAUAAAAAUUCUGCACCACUGGGUCCAGGUAGCUGAAACCAAAUUCCUCGUUACACCUCUCACCUUCUCAAAUCGGCAGCCUAUCAAGCAAGAGGAAGCCAUGAAGUAUCACAGCGGGCCUCCAAAGAACGCAUACAUGGAGCAGAGCUUCCAGGGCUUGAACCCCGUCUUAAACAUCCCCGUCAGCGCCGCCCGCCUGGACCAGGCCAAGAGGAACGCGGCGCUGGUGGGCGCCCGGCUGGACGCCUGGGUGGACUCGCUGGUUGGCAGCGUCUGGUCGGCCGUGGACAUCUGCAGCACCGGCCCCACUGCCUGCCCCGUCAUGCAGGCCUGCACCCAGACUGCCUGGAGCUCCCUGAGCCCCGACCCCAAGUCCGAGCUGGGCCCCGUCAAACCCGACGGUCGCCUGAGGUAGCAGCCGGUACGCCCUCCUUUGGCAUAGGGUUUUAAAAGGGAAUUGAAUCUUGCUCGUACGUGAAUCUCACACCAGGUUUCACCUAAGGGAACAUUAUACUUUUUUUUGUUACAUAUCGCAAUGUAAUUAUUUCUUAAAAAAUAAUUCCGACAAGGCCUUUGGCACUGCUCUCUCCAUCAGCUCCAUCAGAGUGGCUUGGUUCGGCCCAGCCGUGUGGGCCUUGAAGCAACAGCGGCAUUGAGCCAUGGAGAGGGCAGUGAGGGAACAGCUGCUAAAAGUGAUGUUUUUUAAAAAUAAGUUUGUCUGUACCUCUGCUGUUUCAUAGGCUUUAAUUAUUUUGCUACCAUAAAUAAAUCACAGCAAAAUUCCCUUCUAUUUAUGCUUCCUGGGGAGGUUGGUUACUGCAGGCUGUAUCCCAUAUGGCUGCAUUACCUUACAGAACGUGAAAUAGUUAUGGUACACCCUCAUUAUUAUUUUUUGUACGUAACAUAAAGUAGUUCUGGACACAGCUAACGUCUGUUGUCAUCCUAGUUAGGGAAUGUGAGCUGAAGCAACAGCCUUCAGAGAUAAACUCUAAAUGGAACUGGUGUUUUGCAGUAUCAGCUUUUCAUUUCUCAUGUAGUCAGGUUCAGGGUCUGGCUACUUCAAGUAUUAUUUUAAAAGACCAAGAAGCAGUUUGGAUUUCCGAUCUUCAGAAUGUGCAGGGUCUUUCUAAGCUCACCAGCACUCAGUAUUUUGCAGACUUCCUGCACAGAAGUGUGUGUAUCACUGGGCAUAGAUUGAGCUCAUGUUUGCUGUUUUUUCUCAGGCAGUGGAGUUGCUCAGUACAACAGUGGCAUUUGGCCUUUCCAGUUUAGAGUUGGAGAUUAUUUUUAUCAGUGAGAGCGAGAUUGGGACCAAAAUCUGCAGCAACACAUUUCUUCCCAAACUUGAGUAGUAACAAAUAAGUCUUAACACUAAUUUCCUCCUUUGGUCUCAGAUCUGCUAGCUCUGUGUGAAGAAGGGUAUUUAAAAUUCGUCAGGGCACCUGGAAGGCUGAGCAGGGUUCCUGACCAAAGCUGGACACGAAGGAGAGCAACACCGUCUCAGUGCUCUUGCUUUAUUCUCUCAGCAAACUCUACCCUCGCCUCUCUUUAGAGUUUCUAGCACGCUGCUUCCUGUUUGAAAUAGGCAUCUGUUGCAUCAUUUUAAGCUGCAUUUUCUACAGCAGGAAAAAAUUUCACUUUCUUACAUUCCAAGAACUUUUUAAAAUAAAAGUUUUAUGUAGAUUCAUCUCCAACUGAUGCAUUUUGCAUUUGCAUAAAACAUGCACUUUGUUGUUGUUGCUGUGGUAAUCUCUUGACCCAAGAAGGUUAUUAAGCACUACUGGGUUAAUGAGGAACAAAAUCUUGUUGAUUUAAACAGCGAGGUAUCUGUUUACCCUUCUGUGUGUAUGUCUAGCUUUCAUUCCUGCUGAUGAGAGUUACGCUUCCACACCAGGAGGGAAACAGACCCUUAAAUCAUUCCGUAAUCACAUCUCACAGAAAGGUUGAAUUCCCUUUUAAACAAUGCUUGCAAGAUGUCCAUGACACAGAGAUCCCAGCGGCUCGUUCUGUCUCUCUCCGUAGCAUUGGUUUAAAGCUACUUGCAGUUUGCUUUGGACUUGAAAUUGCGGUGUCAGCUGUGCUGGCAUGAAGGCAGAGCAUUGAAAUGUUUAUCUGGCACGAAAAUGAAUGCAUAGAAGGAAAAAUUUAGGUAUUUAUUAUUUAUGUUUUAGUCAAUGACUAAUUAGUAGGUGCUGCUUUUGCAGCUUGAAUAUUACGUUAUCUUACUAACUGAAGCUGCCUUUAUUAAGAAAAGGCCUUCCUCCCUUCACACCUCCCUUUUCUUUUUUCUUCCUCAUUCUGACAGUCACGAGAGCUCUAGGUUUAGGGAAGCUUGUAGCAAUGAGAGCUGGUUGAAGUACUUCAGUCAAAAUAAUGUUCCUGCUUUUCAACUGGCUCUAGAGGCAAAUCUGUUUAAAACCAGGGUUGCCAACAGGUUUAUAUAAUAGAAAUACGGUAUUAUUACUUACUCAGUAUGUUUUUGUUUGUUUUUUUUUAGCAGUGCUGGUUUUCAAUCUAACAUUCCAUCAUGAAGUUCAGAUCUUCUGGGGGCCUCCAGUCCUCACUGUGAAAUCCAUCCAGGGCUUCAGUCACACUGACGCGUUGGCAACUGCACAGUCAGAGCCCUGUGGAUAAAUGGAGAACUUCAUAGUUAGGGCACACAAUAAACAAUCCCAUCAGUGAUUGUUGUCAGUACGACUGCUGGGGUCCUCACAGACUCCUCGGUCUGUCUUGCACAUUGGCAUGUGUGUGAGGGUGCGCCCACACACACAUGCAGAUAACUUGAUUUUUAAAUUUGAUACUUUUUUAUUCUUAAACAGGAAUGUUUUUAAUUACUUUGUUGGGAAAUUCUCAUUGUUAACAAGAUGAAGCAGAAGGUGACAACAACCCAGGUUUCUGUGGCUAGAAGAUCUGCCAGUCCUAUCAUUAAAAAUGUAAGGCACAGAUUAGUUUGGUUUAGUUCAAAAAGGGAAAAGAACUCAAGUGGUUGCUGAUAUAUGUACUCACAUUCUAUACUGGGUUUCAAAUAUAUAUAUAUUUAAUAUUAGUUUGUUUUCUGAAAGACAAAAAGCAUCUACUUGAAGUUUAGUAGCUGGCACUCCCAGUGCUGCUGUUACAACAUCAGCUUAAAACAAGAGGUCCUGCAGUCCUUCCUCAGGCAAAGCUUUCACAGGGCACUGAUCCUGAGUAAGGACUCCAGAGUCAAGUUCACAUAAAUAAAAAAGGGUGAGACAGUAUGCUAUCAAUAAGUAUUGUAUGUGUUUAUUUGAAACCAUCCAAGGCUGAGCUGCUGUAUUUGGAACAUCUUCUGGGGUGAGUGUCAAGCUUUGGAUGUACACAACAGCCUCUGCUGUAGCUGUCAGUAUGUAGACACAGACCGAGGUCCUGUAGAGACACGUCUGAGUUGGGAAGUGCUGUAACUGUGCAGUAAAACCCAUGGAUGCAAGACUCCUUCCAUCAGGAAUCAGAACUUGCUCCAACUAGUGGCUAUGGUAGCGCUGCUGAGUGGCUUUUCUGGUCCUGAAAUGGCAGGCACUUGGAGUCUGGGGUGAAUAUCAUAUAUUGUUAGAAGAGAAUAACUUCACAGAUCUUACAUUUGGUGAAAAGGAGAAUUCAGAGCAGGGACCCACAGGUCAUAUAAAACAAGUUAUGCAUCCCCACCUGAAUGUGCUGGUGUCAUUUUCCAAUCAUGCUGGCUGCUCCUUUGCUGAAUGAGACUCCAGCUGAAAGCCGGCUUUGAUCAGAAUCCCCUUCCAUGGCAAAGGGGUGGGUUUCCAUAUGCACGCGUUUGCCCUCUGUGUGUAAUGCUUUGCUCAUUUAAAGUCUGUGCCCGCUCUGCACAAUAGCCAUGGAACACUUCUGUGAUCAAUCAGAAUUACACAGAAAGGAAACGUGGCCAAACGCAGAACAUCUACAUACAUGAUUUAAUGAAUUACAUCCAAAGUCUGUCUUAGUGAUACGCCAUCCUGUUUAUAUGCUAAUGUUAAACCCUGAGGCAAAUAGAAACUGCUCAAAUGACAGUUUAUUUUUAGAGGUGUCCAGUUCUCUUUGAUAACAUUUGGACAUGAAGUGGUCGUAUUUAUAUUUUCAUUUUCUGAUAUUCAAAGGCUUUUUAGAGUUGAAAUUAUGCCUUCAUUUUUUGUGCUCUCAGCAAGCAGGGAAUUUUAACAACCCCUCCAUGAUGGGAAGUAUUAUACAAGGAAGUCCAUCCAUAUCUCUGAUGCUCAGUCUUCGUUACCACUGAGCCUAGAGAUGGAGGAGUAUGCAUUGUGAGUUACAGAUUGACUUCCUGAGCUAUCAGCUUUAAUGCACAAUGCAUGUAUAGUUGUUUAACAACAACUUAACAGUGAUCCUGCAGCACCUUCAGAAGGACCAACUAAUGUAUAUUCACCUUCUGUCCGUCUCCUACAGCACUAAUCACAAUAUUAAAGAAGUCUCGGUCUCUCAUAUUGUAAUGACCAGAGUAAUUAGUCAGAGCUGGCGUAUUCUAAACCUGACUGAAGGGAGAGGCAAAGAGUAAAGAAGGUGCUGAAACUUUGCAAAAGUUUGACACGAUUGUGCAGCAACAACACUGAAGAAACUGGGCACCUUCUUUUCUGCACAGCAAGCCUGAGAAAUGCUGAUACCAUGAGAUCUUAGUUUUGACUUCCCAGAUAAAACAAAAUCCAGAUUUUAAUUGUGGUCAGACAGCGAGGACCAACUUUUCUUGAUUUUCAUAGUUCUCUUCUUUCAUCACAGCUGUCAGAGAGCUGCCAAGCUUGCUGCUGGCUAUCACACCCUCCUCAUUUUCCCAGCUCCCAGGGCUUCGGGAGUUGGCCAGAUGGAACCUUGGCCAACUCCACUGCUUUCCAUUGGGCAGGAAGUUUUGUACUUGUGUGAGCCAAAUCCCUUAGGCUUCAUCAAAACCCCUAGUUGUAAAUCAGAAAAGUUUGCUUUUUGGAGCAGCCUUCAGUCAGCUCAAUACUAAUAUACAUGAAUAUGUAUGAUCUGGUAGAAAGCAGUUAGCAAUGUCUCCCACUGUCCUUAGCUUCAGUCUGGCAGUGAGAAGAUAAUGAUCUCCAUGUGCUUUCAGUUCAUCUAUUCAAGGCCUCCAGGAUAGUCUUAAGGAUUCUCAAGACAUUGCAUUAAACCCAUGUUCAAUGGCAACUGAAAGCACUGGCUGAUGUCCAUGAGCAGAGUAGGAGCCAGCUGGCACUGGAGGGGGUGGGACACUGCCCUCUGGGGCCCAGCAGCAGUUCCUGGGACAGGAGGCCCAGCCACACAGGGCGGUCACUGCUGCUGGCACAGAGGAGCAAAACCAAUGUGGAAGAGGGAAGCCAGGAUGGUGUGGACAACAUGUGGCAUACAGAGCCACAGCAAGUGUGGGAAGGACUGUGCAGGGAGAUACCUUUCUUCCUGUAGACUAUUGAAGAGCUCCCUUCGAAGGUGCAGCAUAGAAGAGGCUGCUUUUGAAAGCCUUCACCAUCACCAUAAGGAAAAGAGGAAAAUCAAGCUGAGAGCACUGAAAAUUGAGGCAACAACAUCUUACAGCCCAUGUCACCCAGGACCACAGCAGCAUUAGGUUUCCUGCAGUUGAGCAAUUAACCCUCACAAUGUGAGGCUGCAGGUACUGUGCUGAUUUUCCUCCUUCAUACUACCAGUAGCACACAGAUCACUCUGCUCUUUGCUUCUGCCUUGGUUACCUUCUUUUGCUCAUGGUGCUAUCACAGCUUCUACCUCACUGUGUCUGCAAACACGUUUACCUGAUAACAACAAAAAAAGGUACCAGAAAUCUCCUUGAACUGAAUGUACAAUCUAUGCAAAUUCUCUUUCUACUUUGUUAAAACCUAGAAGUAUUACUUGUAACCUUGCCAAAUAAACAGCAAGAUACUGUACAGGUGCCUCUGAUAACAGAGUGACAAUUCUAGGCGCGGUUCAUUGCGCUGCAUUUGUAUAUUGUAAUGACUUUGCUUGUCUUUGGUUCUGUUGUAAUUAACACCCUCAACUGAGAAGAUGGUAAUCUCUUGCUAGGGGAGCACCUUCAGUUUGCUGGGAAUAUUCUGGAGGAUGACUGUGGCAUUUAUUUUCCUGCUUACGUCCAAAAGAAAGCACAGACCUGUUGGCCAGAAUUGGAGCAGUGGUUCAGAUUUUCCUGGGGUAAAGCCUCCCGGCUUUGAAUUGCUCAGUGUCUGUUCCCAUUGUGGCGUUCAGCAUGUGUUGCCCCUCAAAGAAAGCCUUACUUUCAUCCUUUCUAAAUGUGGCCUUAAACCGUGUUAGAAAGUUAGGUGUUGUCUGUGUCUUGCUCACUUUUUUCUGUUUGUUGUGGAAGGAAUAAAAGGCACCUUGAGAUUUCUAUUACAGCUCAGUUGUGUUGCUGUCAGCUUACACUUCACAAAUACAAUAGAAAUUGCUUACAAAUGCAGUCUUUAAGGGAAGAAAAUGACCUUCCCUUUGGGCAAAGGAAGGCUCCGACGUUCAUAUCAACAUUAGGAAAUUAUGAGCUCUGUCUUUUGCAACUUAUUGUACAUAAGGAAGGUUGAUUUAAUUACCUACGAAGUGCAAACAUAAUAGCUUUUUAUUUAUCUUCAGAUUGUAACAGGACAGACUCUGCUCUCAGAUACAUGAGACAAAUACUGGAGCAAUGUCACUCAUUUUGGCAGAACACAGCAGCAUUCAUGUCAGAUUUGUACUCGUAACUGGGAGAAGAUGUAUCCUCUUAAUGGUAUGGUCUUAAAAUCUGAAGAACUUCACCACUUGGGGCCAGAUUUUGAGUGAUGGUUCGGAAUCUUAACAGUAGGAAUAGAAGACAGAGAAGUCUGGCACAUCAUCAGAGUCACAAAUCUGGCCUCUGGAGCUUUAUCCAAAGGUUGUCAAAGUCUGCAGAAGCCAAGAACUUCUGCUAAGGCUUGGGUAUGUUGGGUUUCAUUAAUACUUUUCUCCAAGGAGAACUCUCAUGUUUCAGUAGCACCAAUAUUCCCGGCAGGCUGCAGUGCUUUUAGGAAUCCCAUAUCCUACCCUGUUUCAGUAUUCUGAUGCAUAUACAACCCAAAGGCAACUGAGAAGGGUUUACAUAGCAAGCAAGGUUUGUGAAACAAAAAUAAUUGAUUUGAGUUAAUGAAAUGAUUUUUCUGACUUUGUUAUUUUGGUUUUGUUUGGGGUUGAUUGGAUUUUUGUAUUGCCUAACAUAGUCCAUAAUAAGUUAUUCCUAUUCUGUCAUUUUCAAAGACUGGUGGUAAUAUAGUUUUAAGAAAUAACUAUUUUGUUACAGAUCAUAAUAUGCAUAAAGCUGUACAGAAAUAUUUUGUAAGCUAUUGAAUAGGGAGAAAAAAAACAUGUAUAUACAGCAAAGAUUAAAAAAAAUGGAAAUUCAAAUGGAACACACUGAAAGAUGUAGAUAUUUUGCUAUUUAUUUAAAGGAGUAUUUUAUGAGAUAUUGAAAUGUCUUAAAAUUGACUGGUAAUCAAAGUUCAAAGUCAGAAUGCUUUUCUUGUAGUAGAAUGUGAUUUUCAGCAAUUAUUGCACUACCCGUUUUUGCACCCUCUUGUCUUUCAUUUAGCAGAAAACAAUGUGCCUUAGCUGUAUUCUUUGUCAAUGGGAGUUUGGUUUUUUUGUCCAAUAAAGCAAAUUUUUUUGCAGAAAA
Messenger RNA from Numida meleagris (helmeted guineafowl), 9967 nucleotides. RefSeq names its product xylosyltransferase 1 (gene XYLT1). Gene Ontology annotation, molecular function: protein xylosyltransferase activity. The transcript has 11 exons. Lineage: Eukaryota; Metazoa; Chordata; Aves; Galliformes; Numididae. Gene Ontology annotation, cellular component: membrane. The record is from RefSeq and is a predicted model, not a curated record. Gene Ontology annotation, biological process: chondroitin sulfate proteoglycan biosynthetic process; heparan sulfate proteoglycan biosynthetic process. Bases 32 to 2764 code for a protein of 910 amino acids.